This is a messenger RNA of Salarias fasciatus (jewelled blenny), 3771 nucleotides long. It is a transcript of the gene gpr82, whose product is annotated as G protein-coupled receptor 82. The record is from RefSeq and is a predicted model, not a curated record. Gene Ontology annotation, cellular component: membrane. The transcript has 4 exons. Bases 268 to 1623 code for a protein of 451 amino acids. NCBI's taxonomy places the organism in Eukaryota, Metazoa, Chordata, Actinopteri, Blenniiformes, Blenniidae. Gene Ontology annotation, biological process: G protein-coupled receptor signaling pathway. Gene Ontology annotation, molecular function: G protein-coupled receptor activity.
AACAUGCAGGUAUUGUCAAGCCUGCGCUCGACCUUCACAGCUGCCUCUCAGCUGGAACAGCAGCGCCACCCGCAGGCAGAAUAAAUACCUACAACGAUGAGGACUGAACGAGCACAGAAGCUCAUCAGUGUCGCCUGUGAGAAGAGAGAGGACUGCAGAGGGAAGCGGUGUGGAGGUGAAGAGAACCACCGGAAGUGUCCUGAGUCACAGCCUCUGGUGAACCUGCGCUGUGAAUAGAGGAAGUCGGCAAGCUGGAACCUGCAGGACAUGAGAGUGGCACAUCAUGCCACGGACAAAACACUUCUUGACUGUUUACUCCCAGUCUUCAACCAGCCGAGGAGGAGGAAGCUGCUGCGAGCCGAGCAGACCGGCAGCAUCGCUCCAGCUGUUACAACCAGCUCCUCUCUGUUUCCUGGUGAUCUCUUCACAGCUCCUGGCAGAGGUGGAGUGGAGUCCGGUCGGUCCGGGAUGGGGAACGCCUCCCUGGACUCGGCGCCGUCGCUGUGCCCCACGCCCGCCACGCUGGUCUUCCUGCCCUCCAUGUACACCCUCCUCUUCCUCACGGCGCUCCCGGGCAACGCGCUGUCGCUGUGGGUUUUCACCCGGCGCAUCCCCACCGUCUCCCCCACCCACGUCUACCUGUCCCACCUGAGCGUCUCCAACCUGCUGCUGUCCGUCACCGCGCCCUUCCUGGCCGCCUACUACGCCCGGGGCUGGGCGUGGACGCUGCGCGGCGCCGCCUGCCAGCUGGUGCUGCACGCCGUCACGCCGCUGCAGCACAUCAACGUCUACAUCAGCCUCAUGAUCCUCACCUGCGUGGCGCUCGCCCGCUUCGCCGCCAUCAUCCAGAACACCCACGCGUCCCGACCCAGCGCCUGCACCACGCUGCUGCCGCGCGCCGUCUUCUCCCGCCUCUCCAGGGUCUCCUUCGCCAAGGCGGUGUGCGCCGCGGUGUGGGCGCUGUCCGUCGGCGGCACCGUGCCCGUGACGGUGUACUACUCGGUGUACGAGGCUCUGAGGGGGGCCGGCGGGAGGGGGGGCUGUCGGGAGAUGUGCUACAGCCCGCAGGUGGAGAUCGGAGGGAGCCUGUCCGCCGCGCUCACCGUGCCCGUCAUCGGCGCCUUCUUCGCCCUGUACCUGCUGGUGCUGCUCUGCUACAUGACGGUGCUGCGGCACAUCAAGCGCUCGCGCCGCAGCGCGCACGCCACCUCGUCCCAGAGCCUGCUGAGCAGGGUGCUGCGCAACAUCGUGGUCAUACAGGUGGUUCUGUCGGUCUGCCUGCUGCCGUAUCACAUCUUCAAACCCAUAUUCAUCUACCUGGCUCACAGCCAGGAGCUUCCUCCGGCGCUCUCCGACGACUCCGGCACCUGCAGCCUCUGCCAUCCGCUCUCCGUCUCCGUCGAGGUGAAGAACUGCCUGUUUCUUCUGGCGGCUCUGAGAGGCUCCACCGAUCCCGUGAUGUACUUCAUGCUGGACAAGACCUUCCGGCAUCAAACCGUCCCACUUCUGAGGUGCCGCCGGAGCGUUUCCGACAGGAGGCAAACGCUCUGGUCCAUCACGGGCCGUGCCAAUCAAAAUGCCGAAGAAAACGCACAAACGACGGCUGUGGACUCAACCUUCUGAGGCAGUCGGUGCCUGAACUCCCACUGAGCGGGUUCCAGACUUUAAAACGCCCACAAACCAGAGGUUUGUUUCAGCAACCAGAGAGGCGCUCUGCAGGGUUACUGAGGCAGUCUGGGGGCUUUCGCGGGUAAAAACAGCUUCAGAGCCACGAAACUGAAGAAAUCCCACCCUGGAAACUGGCUUGAACUGUUUCAGUGGCGGACUGGUCUCCGGAGGACCGGCUGUUCGCUCCAUUUCUGCCCGGCGUUCACAGCAGCAGCAGGCAGGAGGACUGCAUUCAAGGAAAACCAGACUGUUAUUUCCUCAUCGUCACAUAAUCGGUAGAAUUUAAUGGUUAUCAAUAUCAUCUUCGUAUUGACCCGCCCUACUCUGCCUCUGAUUGGCUCGUCAGUCCUCAUGCUGCGUGGGCCAUGGCUUCAUCAUCCCAGGAAAAAAAAGCACUAUGGCUGGUAGAUACUUCUGAGUGGUGCAUCAUGGGGGAUUUGGGACUGAAUCCAUGUAAUGUUGAUGGAAAGAUAAGUUUCUCUGCACCAUAAACUCCGGACUAUUUACUGAUAUUCACUCCUUAUUUCUAACUGACAUUGAUUUGUGGAAACCUGCAUUUGCGUUGGUAUUACAGAGCUUCCACUGUACUUCUAAUUAUACAGAAAAUAUGAGGAAAGGAGCUUGUGAAUACUUUCCCUUUCCACCCGUUGUGCUCUGUGAUGGUUCAUUUUCAUCGAACACAUCUGUUUGGAUGUUGUGUUAUCGAUGGCUGCAUCGAGACAGAGCAGCAGCAGCGGGUGAAACUCAGUAAUCCAGCGGAGGGUUUUCACUGCCGUCAUGUUUCACUCUGCUCUCCUCUCACUGUCUCCGCUCAGACCAGCUUCACACCGACACAGAGUGUGUGCGAAUUUCCAGGAUCCGCGGUGAUGUUUGUGGAGCUGCAGCCCUCCAUCAAUGUUUGAUGUGUGUGUGUGUGUGUGUGUGUGUGUGUGUGUGUGUGUGUGUGUGUCUGUGUGUGUGUGUGUGUGUGUGUCUGUGUGCGUGCAUACGGUAACUGUGUUUAAAUAAUUGAUGGGAGGAUGCAGAGUGGUGUGUGGGACGGGGCUGUUCGGGCCCCUGCAGGUGUGUGUUGCGGCUCGGGGGUCUGAGCUGAGAACAAACGACUCGACGACGUUUCAGGUAAAAACACGCGGCUUUGCGUCGGGAAAGUGUCGAGUUGAUGCAGCGACGUUUUGAUGUGACGUCUUUUCCCACGGCAACUGUAGAAAAUCUGAAAGUGAAGCAGUCACCGCGCCGGGCCACGAGUCGUUUGUUUCAGAGAAACUUUGUAUUUCCACCGCGGCGGCGUGAAACCAGCAGUCAGGAUUUCCUCCAAAUGUCUGGAAAUUAUUGAGUGAAUUUUAGGAAAAUACACAAAAAGAAAAUGUGACUUGAUUCUCAUUUCCAUUCGUUUUCCAAAACACUGGCCCAUUAAUGUUCACUUCUUAUAUGAACUCCAGAAAAGUUUCAGUUCCUUUCUCUCCGAAACACAUCUCCCUUUAUCGCCCGCCACCAUUUUUUGUGUGAAUCAGAAACUCUGAAUGAAAACGAUGUGGUUUUGCUACACCCACAGUCCUCUCUCCACGGUGCAGGAAUUUCAAGUCUGUUCAUGCUAAAAGAUGUUAUUGAUGCUUUGAUGAGGUGUUUUAAGUGUAUUUUUCAUGGAUUAUUGUUAGAGCUGGUCCUGAGCCUUCAUUCCACCUCAUUCACACCGACGCAUCUUUCCAAGGAAUAAAUAGUACUUUAACAGCGACUUUGUGCCUUUUUGUUAUGAAUCAAUGUUUUCAAGGGGAUAAAACAGCACUGUGAGUCACGAUAAGAGCAACAUAACGUGUUUACAAAAUCCAUGAAAACAUUCAUUAAAAAAUAAAAAAGCAUUAUUGAUCAGUUGGUUGUCUGCAGCCGGCGCUUUCUGCCAGCGUCUCCCGUCAGCAGCCGACUGUUACUCAGUGCUUUCUUGCUGCUGAGUCACUGAGCAGCUGCAGGAAGGAAGUAGAGACUAAACCACCACCUCAGACUGAGGAGGGCUGCUGAUCAGCUGCAGGGUGAGGAGUUUGCACAGUGGUGCUGAGCGCGCUCACCUCUGCCUUGAAUAAAAAAGCCCGUUAUGUGUAUGAAUCAGGU